CCUAAUAGAUUAGUGGAUAUUUGAUUUUAGUUUUUUCCGUUGUCUUUAAAACGCAACAUAAACCUAACCCGAGUUAGUACAACCGGCUCUUAAAGUAAAGUUCAAUGCCAAGGUUACAUAUAAAAGCUGUCUAUGACGAGAUUAACACAAGUGUGUGGCCGCGGCGGGGACUGACGGACUUAAACAAGCAAAAGAUGGCGUUAGUAAACUUCAGAUUUUUGGUGCUUCUUGCAAUAACACAAUACAGUGCAGCAGACGCUAUUAACCGAACACCGCGACAGCAAGGGCCGGCCAGUAUUUUCACGAUAGGAAACGGCGAGCAAUGUUUGGGUGGAGACAGGUCCACAGGAGGGGUCUGCUUGUCCAGGAACCAGUGCAACACUCAGGGUGGAAAGGCCAUUGGCUUCUGUGGAGUUUUCGCUACUUGCUGCUCUUUAAACGCCUGCGAUAUCAGAACCAAUACUAAAGUGGCAGUGUUCAUCAACCCCCCACUCAGCAAGGAGUCCUCCGGCCUCGAGUGCUCGUACAACAUCGAAAUUAACAACAAUAAUGUAUGCCAAAUGAGAAUAGACUUCGAGACCUUCAACUUGGCCCCACCUACCACGGUGGAGGCCGUGGACAACGUAACUCAGCGGCCGGGGUACCUUUGCAAGAACGACAUCUUCCGCGUCUCGAACUUGCACGGCAACUCUGAGGCACUGCCCUUCCUUUGCGGAGAUAACAGCGGCCAGCACUUCUACGUGCGAGUGAACGCCAGUAUCAACGACCGCUCGGUGCGCAUGGACUUCAAGUUAGCUGACCGCAUCUCACAACCCAACCUGCCGCAGGCCACGUGGAAGAUCAAGGUCACGCAGCUAGAAUGCUUCAACACCCUAGGUAAAUACCGGGACGGCAUCCUGGACGCCAUCACUGCAUCUCUCCCGUCCACACCAUUCUCCAGCACCGCCGACCGGGAUGAAUAUUUCAUUGCGCCGCCCGGUUGCCUACAAUACUUCCCCGAACGCGCGGGUUUCUUUGAGUCCUUUAACUACAACCGCGGCGCCGGGCCCUACAUAGCCAACAUGGCAUACGCGACGUGCUUCAAACGCUCGCCAGAUGUUUGCGGUAUCAAGUUGACAGCAGCUACUUUCGACAUGGCCUACAACGCUGACAGUAAUCUGUACCUCGACACAGACUGCAAAGUCAACCCGCUAGUCCAGGGGAAAGCCCUCUCCGAAGACUACCUCUUCAUACCCGAGGCGGAGACCGCUGAUGGCUUGAGAGGAUCCAAGUUCUGCGGCAACAGCGCCGCAAACCAAAUCAUAGCUUCAACACCACCGGGACCGCUGUACGUGCAUUUCAAGAGUGACAACUUGGUGACGACGGACGUGCCCGAGGCGGGGUAUCGCUUUACGUACAACGUGCUAAAUAAUUGUAAUCUCAAAUGAAAAAACAUAAAAUUUAUUUAAAAAGCUGUACAUCGUUGAAACCUUUACU
This is a messenger RNA of Pararge aegeria (speckled wood butterfly), 1476 nucleotides long. RefSeq lists its product as uncharacterized. The transcript has 11 exons. The record is from RefSeq and is a predicted model, not a curated record. Bases 105 to 1427 code for a protein of 440 amino acids. Lineage: Eukaryota; Metazoa; Arthropoda; Insecta; Lepidoptera; Nymphalidae.